AUGAGGAUUGAUCUCCUGAAGAACAAGGCGCUCGAGAGACCUGCGCCUAUUGAAAAGAGCACGCUGCCACACAACCAAGAGAUUGCGCUCAAAAAGGUCUUUCUCACGACACGAUCACACUUUACUGUGAUUCUGUCCAGCGUCAGCGCUCUUUUCAAGACUCGCGUCAUGUCGAAAGUGCAGCUUUCGUGGCUUUUACUGGCAGCUCUGUGCUUCCGCGCCGAAGCCACCAUUCGUCUCUGCAACAAGACCUUCUUCAGCUGCCAAUGCGGCACGCCGGGUUACACGCUGCACGUCACAGUCAAACAGUGCAGCCACUUUCACGGGUUACAGUUCAAGGGCCGGCAAUGCAGCAAUCCAAAACCCGAGGAAGUGUGCCCCAGGCUCAGGAACUGCCACAGCGACGCCAAGGGCUGUUCCUCGUGUCCUCCUGGCCGUUUCGGCCACUGGUGCGAGGAACGUUGCCAAUGCCAGAACGGGGGAACCUGCCACUCGAAGACGGGAGCCUGCACCUGCCCACCCUCCUUUAGAGGCACCCACUGCGAGCUCUUUUCAGGAUGCACGCCGCUUCAGAUAGGCGCCAAUGUGCAGGUGACCAUGGACCAUCCCGAGACUCCGACGGUGGCCUACUUCGCCUGCGAGCGCGGCUUCUACCUGGUGGGUGCCACCAUCGCCACAUGCCUGGGGAACAGAGCGUGGAGCGAACCGAGCCCUAAAUGCGAACGACUGUCUUUCUGUCCGGACUUGGGCCGCGUGGCUAACGGUCGCUUCAAGAAGCAGCUCGUCUCCUUCGCGGUGGGCGGCGACGACACGUACGCCAACGGAAGUGCUGUGGAGGUGACGUGUGACGAUCGUUACGACCUUGUCGGGGAGCCUGUAGUCAAGUGCAGGGACGACGGGACAUGGUCGACUAGACUGCCUACUUGUCUCAAAGUCUCCGAAAACCAUGUCAACUGCACGACCAAAGCACUGGACGUUCUGUCAUCGUACACUGCACCUGUCAGGGCCUACUGUCCACCCGGUUGCGCGCGGAGUGGCACGGUGAUCGGAAGUGUAGUCUACCACCAGCUCUCGGCGUUUUGUCGGGCGGCUGUGCACGCGGGACGCCUCAACGACGCCGGCGGAAUCGUGGCUAUUAUGGCCAGCGGUAACUUCCCCUACUUCGGUGAAUCGCAGGCCAAUGGCGUCGACAGCGUCGGGUGA
Rhipicephalus sanguineus (brown dog tick) is the source of this 1203-nucleotide messenger RNA. RefSeq names its product limulus clotting factor C-like. NCBI's taxonomy places the organism in Eukaryota, Metazoa, Arthropoda, Arachnida, Ixodida, Ixodidae. The transcript has 9 exons. The record is from RefSeq and is a predicted model, not a curated record. The coding region runs from base 1 to 1203 and encodes 400 amino acids.